UUCAAAACAAAGCAAGCGAACGAGGUCCUUUCACCCAUCGGAGAGACCUUUCGGUGAUGCGCAGCACGCGAGUUAUUUUCGCAAAGAGCAAACAUCAAUCCAUAUGAGGGAAAAACUUCGACGACGCGACGGUGAUUUGUCGAGCAUCAGAUUUAGUUGGAAAAGCCCAAAGCGGAAGCCACGAGCUAUUUUUUUAAGCCGCGUCUCCAAUUCUAUCAUCACCUUGACUUGAGAGCCCGAAGAAAGCCUUUGGCGUAGUUACCGUCGUGGACGACUCGACUUCAAGAUAAGACGGGUGUCGGCGGUUCGGUCCCGUCAAAAUGGGGACGGGUCGGGAGCGAGCAAACCCAUCGACACGCGCCAGGCAGCGGACGUGCUAGCCGACUAGCUAACAGUGAGCCGACCGAGUUGGCCACCGCGGAGCGGAGCGACAAACCUCAACGAAAAAGGCACCUAGCUAGCUUAGCUAAUCCUGCCAUUAUAAGCGCUGGGAAAGAUGAGCCCUACCACUUGCUAAUUGUUCAGUUCGAGGACGUUCUGUUCGUGAGGUUUUGUUGUCGUAGCAAAAAAAAAAAAACAGCUGACACGGACUUCAUUUUGGGUUGUUACGUAGACCUAUUCAUUUAUCUACUACAAGAAGAGACUGCAACAAAAUACCAGCAGUCAAUUUUGGUUUGUAACUGAACAUUUCAGCAAACAAUUGGUAAAAAAAAAAAAAAAGUUUUAAAAAUGUGUACACUACAUUAUUAUGCUGGCGUCAAAAAAAGUGCAAAUUGACGAUGAAUCCUCAUUGAAACUUUCUUACCAUUCACAACUUUGUUAUUUGUAGAAAAUAACUUGAGGGGGCGCUCACAUGCAAUUUUUGACUCGACAGUUGUUAUUUCCCAUAAUUACGACACCACGUGAAGGCGGCGUAAGCUCGUUUUGAGGCUAGCGUGACCGGCAAGCGCGCCUCGUUCACGGGAAUGCUCGCCGCUCAUCUUCCGGUCCGUUCAAACAGCGGUCACGGGACCGAGAGCCUUUCCGUCGGCCCGACCGCGACACGCGCGAUGACCGCCCAGACGCCCCGGGGCGGUGCCCUCGACUGAAGCGCCGGCCGGAUCGGCGAUGGCGAGCCGCAGGAAGUCCGGCACGCCGUGCAUGCUCCCGUCCCGGGAGGAACGCCCCUCGGGCGAGAGGGCGGCGGACGCGGGCCGGUCCCACAACCACGAAGACAGCGGGGCAGAGGGAGCCCAUGAGAUCGAUUACGAAGAGCUCGAGACGCAUGACGCGCUACGUCGCCCGGGCCGGGACAAAUCGACACGCGAGCCGGCGACGGAGGACGCGGCGAGCCCCGUCGAGACGGCGAGGGUCGAGGACCCGGGGCGGAAGGGGAUCGCCCUCAGCAAGACGCCCAUCAUGAGGUCCCGGCCGGAACCCAAGAAGUUCGCCGCCUCGCGUCAAACGGUCGGCGAAGAGUUCAUCGAAGUGGGGAAUGAGGACGAGGAGGAGACGGAUGAGUACCGAGAGCUGCCCGCGCCACCGGUCGCGACCGCCGCCCGGCUCGUCCCUGUGUCGGCGCCGCUUCAAAUCCAGACAGGGACGCAGAGUUUCCUGGUCAACGGGGCCGACGUGCUGAAUGGCGCCCUGCCGGUGGGCGCUCUGGCCCAGGUCCUGUCGGUUUUACAGAAGCGGAACCAGAUGCAGCUCCUCAUCCCGGUCAGCAGCAUCCCGACCUACGACGCCGCCAUGGACGGCGACGUCCUUCUGCUGGGCGCCUACAACAGGUUUCCUUAUCCCGCGCCGUCGGAGACAGAGGCGCUGGCGGCGCGGACCGGCUUCGCGGAGGAGAACGUCAAGCUUUGGUUCUCGGCUCAGAGACUGAAACGCGGCGUCAGCUGGACCCCGGAAGAGGUGGAAGAGGCGCGCCGAAAGAAGUCCAACGGCGCGGCGCAGACGCUCCGACAAAGCCCGCCUCCGACCAUUGCCGUUAUCCCCGUCCGGGCGGCCGCCGACGGCGUCUUCCGGACGUGCCGGAUCUUGGGUGGGCCGGGCCUGGUCCUCGCGCCGCCACCUGGAGGCGCGAGCCUCCCUGCGGCGGCCCCCGGGGAGAAAGCGGCGGAAGGCGCCGAGCCCCAGGCCCAAAAGGCACAGUCCUCUUGCGCCUCCAAACCCAAAAAAUCCAAAGAGCAGCUGGCCGAGCUGAAGGCCAGCUACGGCCGGCGCCGGGUGGCCACCGAGGCAGAGAUUUCGCGCCUCAUGCGGGUCACCGGACUGUCCAAGCGCGCCAUCAAGAAAUGGUUCAGCGACACGCGCUACAACCAGAGGAACUCUAGGGAGCCUCGGCGGGAAAGCGCGGCGGCCGAAGGGGAUGCCGGCGAGGAGGCGAGCGGCCCCGGCGAAGAGCCGGCAGCCCCCUUGCCGGUAGCCUCCUCACCGGUCACCCCCUCGCCGGCCGUCCCCGCGGAGCGCCGCGGAAAACUCCGCCACGCCUUCCCGGACUUCACGCCCCAGAAGUUCAAAGAGAAGACUUCGGGGCAGCUCCUCAUCCUGGAGUCCAGCUUCCGCAAAAGCCGCACACCGUCCGACGAAGAGGUGGCGCGCUUGCGAGCGCAGACCAAGCUGACGCGUCGCGAGGUGGACGCCUGGUUCAGCGAUCGGCGCAAAGGCCGGGCGCGCGAGGCGGGCGUGCCGCCCUCCGGCCGCCGAGCGUUGAAGAAAACCCCGGCGCAGCUGGACGUCCUGAAGAAAGCGUUUGUGCGCUCGCGCCGGCCGACGGCCAGGGACUACGACCGGAUGGCGGAGGACAGCGGCCUGCCGCGUAGCUACGUGGUCAACUGGUUCGGGGAGACUCGCUACGCCGUCAAGAACGGCAGCCUCAAGUGGUUUGACCUCUACUGCGCCGGCAAGGAGGCGCGAGCGUCGCCGGACGGAGCAGCCAGAAUGCCCAAGAAGUCCAAGAAGCGUUUCCGGGGCCGGUCCGGGAAGUCGCGGCGGCCCUGCGCCCUCAAACGGGAAGCGGACGCACCCGGCCAGGCAAAGAGCGGGAAGGCCUUCCUCAGGGCUUACUUCCUCCAGCGGCGAGACCCGAGCCGGGACGAGGAGCGCCCGGACGACUCGGCGGCUGGGGCCGACGUGAGCGCGCGGAAGGUCGGGGAGCGGCGUGAGGACGACGACCGAGGAGGCGCCGACCGAGACCCGGAACGUCCGCGGGAGGAGGAACCCGCUCCGAGCCCGACGUGAGCGACGGCCGCUUCCCAUUUUUCAAAAAUACGACAAAGGACACGCUGUUCUGUUUUUUUUUUUUUUGCCAACAAAAUAUUUUGGCCUUUUAACUUGUUUCCUCUCAGUGCGCUUUGUUGGGAGAGCAAAUUUCCAACUUUCUUGUGAAAAGUCCAAAGAAUUGCACAUUUUUUGGAUACAAACAGUCGUCCGAUCAUCCUUCCGUCAAAGACUAUUCCGAGUAGACAUCUAAUGUCAACUGAUCUUUCCCGACGACGGUCAUUUUCCUAUCAUUUAAAGCAUUCAACUUUUCCUUCCCGGUGGCCGCACGGAUGCAUCUGCGCUUUGUUGAAAAAGAGAAGACUGACGGAUGGGAAUUUUUCAGCUCGAUCGCCCGUUCAUUGCAAACAAAUCUACCUACGUUUUGACACGUCUAUUUUGAUACUUCCGCUGUUAUGUCAAUAUUCUAUCUUGAACAAUAAACACCAUUUACUGCUCAUCGUACAACGAGGCUAUGAUCUCACAAUACCGAUAUUCUAUUCUUGGAUACGAAAUGGUUAGUGGUCAAAAGGCACUAGAAAAUGAAUAUACUUAAAAAAUAUGACUCAUUUGCAGCAACGACGUUGUCGUCAAACAAGUCGACGGACAUUCGACCUACGGGGGGGGGGCGGUUGCCACGCGCACGCUCGGUAGCGCUUUGGGCAGCGAUUCAACGGGGAGCGAAAAAUCGACAUUUCACCAGAACACCCUGGCUUUUAAUCUUCUCUGUGCUUAGAUGAGAUGCCAUCUACCGUAUUAGCCCCAAUAUAAGACGGCCCUGAUUAUCAGACGACCUCCUCUUUUUCAAGUCUCAAGUUUGAAAAGAAAAAAAAAUUUUUUUGAACACCAAAUUGUUUUAUACAGAAAAUAAUUACAGUACAUCUGAAACAAAUGAUUAUAAAAAUAUAUUUGAGAAAAAAUGUUAUUUAGCCUCAUUCAAAUCUUAAUAUCUGAACAUUUAAAUAUGUCAACUAAAAUGCAAUCACAUUCGUAAAUGAAUGGCUUCUGGUUUUUAAAAUGUAAACCAAUCUAUUUUGAUAAAACAACAAAAUUGCAAUAACCAUCAAAGUGAGUUCUAACUGUAACUGUAGUCUUGAAACAAAUCUGAAUAAGGAAAAACAUUUCAAUAAUGCAAACUGGUUAAACUUGAGAGUAGCUGAGAUCUUUCAUGACAGAACAUCGCUUGGAUGAUAUCUGGCGCCAUCGAGCGUCGUGAAUGGGUAUAAUGUCUAGACUGCGAAUAUCAGACAACCCCCUCUUUUCCAGUCUUAUUUCAAUGCAAAAAACACUGUCUACUACGGUAUUUAUUCUCCUUCUUUGCAAAAGACAAUUACAAAUACAUAUCUGACGUUUGCUUGUUUUUGUGGCCGCGCCCCUGCGAGUAUAUUCGGAGAUGGUCAAAAAUUGGGAGUCGACUUGACUUUUUUUUUUUUCUUUAUUGACACUGCAUGAUGAGUACAUAAGCAACAGUGUUUUAGAAAGUUUUUAUUUUGUUGCACUGCAGAGGCAAUGAGAAUAUAGCAAAUCUAACACGUGUAGCUAAUGUCAAGACAGAAACAAUUGUACAACAUUUAAAUUCAAUACUUCACCUAAUAUUUGAUUUUCCUCUGGGGUCACCAAUACUACUAGUUCAUUGAGAUAUAUGAAGAACUACGAGCUAAAAAUAAAAACACGUGAUAAGCGCACACAAGCUUAAAAUGGAGAAGAAGAAAAAAAAAAGGAUGCUUGGUAGGUUAAAUGAAGAGUUAAAUGUGCUUCUAUAUUUCACUGGAAUACACUCAAAGUUUCUAGAGUAGGAAAAGUCAAAAUGGCUCACUGUUGUCAUUAUAAUAAUCAUCCCAAUUGUUUCUAUAUUGAUGGACCCAAAGAUGGCCAGAAAUCAUUUGGAAUGAGUUCAAUGAUGAACUAUUGUAGCGAUACACCAAAGUAAAGAUUGAUUUCAUUUGGACCCCGCCCGACAGACAGAAGGCAAACGCACCAUUGGAUUGGCCAUACGAACCCAACCUAAAAUCAUAAAAAGAUGCAAGUAGGGAGCCACUGAUUAAAGGGAACCAAUUUCAAGUAUUGAAAAGCACUUGCGUGAAGUCGAUACUGUCGCUAAAGACUAAAAGCUAUCUGUUCGUCCGUCCGUCCGUCCGCCCGCCCGCCCUGGAUGUUUUGAGAAAAACUUCAAUUAUAAUUGUUAAGUUUGUAGAUGGACAGCGAGCGAGCCGACGGGUCGGUGGCUUUGAUCCACCGCGGCAUCCAGAAAUGGGGGAGUAACUCGGCGUGCCCGGGAUAGUGCUUUUCAAACACCUGUCGGAAGUAGUAGGCCUCUUUGGUGAAGGGAGCGUUGUGAGGAAACGUCCCCGGCGCGUUGGCCAUCUGAUCGUCGGUGACCUGUCGAAAGACCGGACGAAAAGGGCACGGUUGAACGGAACGGCCGGCGUUAUCCGCCGCGGCGGAACAGGGCCCGAGAAACCGUCGAAAACCGGACGAAAGUUACGCCGUGAGAUUAAAGUCGCGUUAUUACGCGCGGCCCGAUUAGCCGCGACGUUCAAAUCCACGAUAUCGAGAGCGUACGAUGUUUUAGAAUGGCUUUCACAAAUAAGGACAUCUUUUGACCUUUGGUGACAUCCGAUCGGCGUCGUGCGAGGUAGAGCUCUCACAAUUAGAGCCGCCGUGCCGCGCUGGCAAAAAUCUAAUAUUUGGGAUAAAGAAACUUUCUUCUGGACAAAUCCGUUGAAAAAUGUACACUGUGGAAAAACAACAGAUUUCCCCCCCCCCCCCCUCACAAAGCUACCCGAGUAAAUGGAAUUAAAAGUACAAGAGGCUCGGACAUCGAUGCGGCGGGGGGGAUUUGGCACCGAACGUUCGGAUCGGACGGAUAAAACCGUCUUUGAGUCGGUCGAAACGGUACGACGGCGGUGAGCGGACGACACGUACCAGAGACCCGAUGUGCUCCUCCAGGAAGAUGUACCAGGACUUGUUAAGAGACAUGACGCCGUCGCUAAAGGCUUCCUUCCUCCUCCAGAGGAUUUCAUCGGGGAUCAAUUUGGAAUCUCUGAACGAGUCCCUCAAAAGGUAUUUCUCCAUGCCGUGCUGCGGACCAAUUUCCGAGACGUCACCUGGGAAAGUUAUCGAAGGGGCGGCGGGGGCCACUCACCCUGGGAUUUCUCAUCUCCUCGGGCAGGGACAGGUAGUACGCAGUCAGUCUGUGGUCCAGGAAGGGUACGCGGAGUUCCAAACUAAAAUGCGGGGGAAUCGGGGUUUUCAACGCUCGCCGAGAGGCCAGGGGUAUCAGAGUCCGGUCCCGGCUCGUUUUCCCGCAUCUCUUCCGACACGGCCGACUCAAAUAAUCGAGCUCCAGCCGACCAUUUGAUUCGGGUGCGUUAAAGGAGAGAAAAGGAGCUCUCCGGGACCGGACUCGGGACAGGCGAAGGUAGCCGCCAGUUACCCGUAUGCAGAAGUGGUGCGAUCGGCGCGCAGAUUAUCAAACAGGUAGAGUUCUUUCAGCAGUCGAACGCUCUCGUCCGCUCCCGCUUUGGCGCUCGGGGCCUAAACAAAACACACGGUGGUGAAAUCCGAGCAUAUUUGACUUGAUUGUACUAAAAACAUAUUGACUUCAACGUGAGUACGGUCAAUAUUUGAUGCUUGCUGAGAAAACAUCUCCGUUCUGUCAUGAUUGUUGACUUAACCACUCUUCCGUCACCCGUCGUUAACACGAGCGGGAACAUUCUCUUCUCGGGAUAAACAUUGCUAACGUAGCGGAAUUAGCGGCCGCCGGCGUUUACUUCGUAAAAGGGCGUACGACGGUUACGGCAUCUGAUCCGCUGUCCGUUUGGUCACGUUCGGCCAUUUCUAAGUGGCACGGAAAUGCAAAUGGCCUUCAUCAACACAAAAGACCUGGACACGGUACCCGUCGGGAGCAGAACAUUCAAUGGCUUAAAAUCUCUUUUGAUGUGGUAUACUAAAGUACCAUUGACCUUGGAGUGGCACAAACCCGCACGGGUCCAGAUUGGCUGCCUGCCUAUGAAAUGCAACCCCAAAAUACUCCUAUUGAUUCAUCUUUACUCAGUGGUUGCCCACCAAUGGCAGGGCACAUCUUGCCAAAUGCCUCUGAGAAUCGGGAGCAUGUGCCUGUUUUUGGGAAAGGGAAAAAAGCCACGCGAGCGCAUGCCAACUCGCGCUACCCCAUUUCUUUUAUAUAACGGCGGCAGCGCACAAAAGAAAUGUAAAGGUCGAAAACGGUGGUACUUACCUUGUGGAAGUAAAUGUAGCCCUGCGUGAGCUCAUCCGAACCUUCUCCGGAGAAGAUCACCACACUAUCCGUCUUCUCACGGAUGUAUUUGGAAACCAAGUACAUUCCUACGGUCGAGGGAAAAAAAAGGGUUACAGAGCUCAUCUCAUCAUGUUUGAAAGGUAAGGCCGGUCCAGCCCUCAUCUAUUGCGCCAGACCAAUUGAAGCGUAGGAGCUAAAAUUGUCACCGAGAUGGAUUCCGGCAAUGGAAAGACAAGAGAUCUGGCCAUUUGGUCACGACCAGAGAAAUGAUUUGGAUUUCCUUUGAAUUCGGGACGAGAUCCGUUUUGUCAAGUAAGAUGCCACGGAGGUGUGUCAACUCGGGACUUUUAGAGCUGGCGGCAAUUGCGCACCGCCGCUCAAACCGGGAAGGCCGUCCAACAGAGAAAUGUUUGAAAUGGACGCGACGGGGGGGGGGGCUCAUCCGUCUCUGGCGCCGUUUCGCGGCUUUUCCCCUUACCUACGGAGGCACGUAUGGUGGUGAUGUCAUAGGUCUCCAGGCACACGAUGACUUUUUCCACGGCCCGAAUGCCUUCUUCCGCAGUGAACUUGACCUCGUGGUGUUCGCUGCCGAUGUAAGUGGCCACCUUGGACACAAAAGACUCAGACUUGCCAUUUUUACCGUCGGCAUUUGCGGCUUACCUUACGAGCGGCUAAAAUGUCAGGGCUGUCUUCUGUCCCAAUGGCAAAUGUUUGGAUAGGAUAUUUUAGCCCUGCUUCUUUAGCCAGUUUCACCAAUGUGGCGGCAACCAAACUUGAAUCCAGACCCCCUGAACAAUACAGAGUACAUACGGUGGGGAGAAACAAAACAAAAAAAGAGCUCUCCUGCUGGUGGGUGGAGAUUUCUUGGAUUCACUCCAAAUAUCCCCAAAACAAUACUAAGAAAUAUGUGUGACAGAAUCAACUACUGUCAUGCCACUUGUUUGUCGUUUUAUAUACGUGAACCUGAGGCUCCCUGUUCUGAUGAUCUUGUCCUGCCUAUUAUUAGGUGACUCUCUAGUGACGAGCACUUUUCUUCAAAACAAUGUACCGAAUGGGAAAAAAAUGGAUCAUGAUUCUGAGGGACUCCGCCAAUAAAAUGUGUCAUGCAGCUCUUUGGGUUAAGCGUCACGAGGGGGCGACAAAACGGGAUGGAUAAAGCAGGGCAAUCGGCGCACAUGUUGGCAAAUUGAGACCGCGAGCGGAGGAACGUGGCGGGAUCCGGCCACAAAUUGUCCAUCACCACCAAAUGGGAUUGGAAAAAGCAACGGAAGGAGGAGUGCCUGUCCCGUCUUUGUGGAAUUUUAGACAUAACGGAAGGCAGGCCGGCUCCUUCAAACCGGUCGAAGGUCGGUCGGUCCGGCCUCGACCGCACAAACGCUCGUCUCCGGCUUCACCUGGAGAGAGUGCUCGGAGCCAGCUAUUUUGCCACCGAAAGAAGCCGCUUUCGGGAAGAAACGUCCCUCAAAGAUGACGUACCGUAGGCUCCGUUUAGCGGAAGGGUUUUCAUCACCGGCAUCUGCCUGUGACAACGAUGACUGACUGCGUGAAGCGCUCGCGGCUCGGAAUCUACGUGACCCCAUUUUUAUCGCGGCCCCGGGUCGAGCGAGGUUUAAAACGGCCCGCCUCGACGCGCUCCCGAGAUGGCGUAGCACUAGUCUGUAUCUGAACAGCUGAUUUGUAGCUUCAUUUGUCAACUACAAUGGUCGACGCCUCGGUCCAUCCGCUGAAAAAGCGCUCUUACUCGGAAGGUUAGACUGCAUUGGCCGGUACUUUGUAUCCAUUUGAUACGGGUAGACGUUUUGCCACAAUAGGGAAGGGUCACGACGUACCUGAGAGAAGACAACCGAUCCUCCUGUUGGCCAUGAGACGUUUCCGAACGGCAUUCUCAAACAGCGUCCUGAUGUUCCCCUUCACGACGUUUUCGUCAAAGCCUAAGAAAGGCGGACAUUUGACAGACGGCGCCGUCGAGCGCACCGACGACUCGGUCGUUCUUACUCGUCGGCAGUCUCCCCGCGGUGUCGUAGACGGCGUGAGCGGGCGCGUCGGUGCAUUGGUGGAAGGGCUCAAAUUGAACGGAUUUCACUUUGCCGUCCGUCUUCAAUUCAAAGACUUGAAAAUGGCUCGGGAGAAAGGGGACGACUUUAGCACGCGUGUCCAGGGCGCGGACGACGUUCAUAAGACCUGGAAGAAAAUCCAUCAUCACGGCUCGUGACGUGCGCCUCUCUCCGACGGUUCAGUGCAAAUGCAAGCGAAGCACUACCAGAUUUUGGAAGGAAUCAAAAAUCGCCGACCUUAGUUUUCAGACUAUGAAGCGCACUUGAAAGACUUUAGUUUUCUUUGUAAUCCGGUGAGCUGUUGCGGAUGCGAUGUAUUUUGUCUGCUCUGGUAAAGUGCUCAAGAAACGCAAGAAUAAAACAAUAACUGCAAUGUAAAAAUACUGUAUAUUGAUACACUAUUGCGCCAUAUGAUCAGGUGCAUCUUCUGUAUGAAAAAACAAAGUCCUUCACGGAUGACACGCCGGCCUUAUAGUCCGAAAAAUACAAUCGUUUUUUCCUUCUGGAGCCAAAGGCCCUUCUCAAUAAAUCAAAUCAUCUUGCUAAAUGAUGUUUUCUUGACAUAACACGCAUUUGCCGGCGGCAACGGGCAAAUCUUUUUUCAGGUCGGGUACGCCAACGAGGCGCAUUUCGACUCCGUUUCGGCGUACGUACGCCAACGAGGUGCAUUUCGACUCCGUUUCGGCGUACGUACGCCAACGAGGCGCAUUUCGACUCCGUUUCGGCGUACGUACGCCAACGAGGCGCAUUUCGACUCCGUUUCGGCGUACGUACGCCUUCCGUUACCUUUGGCCUCGGAGCUGACGCCCAGUAAUCCGUCGUCGGUAAGGAGUCUAAACAAAGGGCGGACGCCGUACGUGUCCCUUCCGAGGCAGACUUUGCUUUCGCGGGUGUCCAAAAGAACAAAAGCGAAAGUGCCGUCCAGCAGAGCCGCCGCCUUUUCCACGCCGAAGCGAUCGUACAAGUGGAGCAAAAUCUCACCGUCCACUUCGGUUUGGCAGUCGAAGCCAAACUGCUUCUUUAGCUGUGGGAGAAGGUAGAAGAACAAAGUCGGGUGUAGAUUUUCUUUCUCUAACAGCGGAGAUACCGAAAGGCGACAUCUCGGCACCAUUUCGACGGCGGUCGUUCGUCAUAAAAUGCGGUCGAGUCGAAGACGGUAUCAUCGUAAAACGUUGCUGUGGCACAAUAAAAAAAAAAAACCAAAACAUUCUUACUGUGAGGUGGUUGUAAAUCUCUCCGUUGUAGCACAGCCAUAAAAAAGGGAAUUUCUUGACACGCAAAGGCUGCAUGCCGUGCAACUGAUCCAGAAUAGCCAGACGGUGGAAGCCCAAGCAGCAGUUGGCCAAGCCGUGGAUAUUCUCGAAGCGGAAGGCGUCCGGGCCCCGGUGAGCGAUCUUCACGGCGUUGGCGCACUGGGACGACAAGCACUCGUCGCUGCCGAACAUAGCCCAGAUACCGCACAUCUCGGAUCUGCGGUAUACGGUAGUGAGACACGUCAAAAACAAAUGACGAAACGCCACGGAAUCAAAUGAUUCCAUUGGGAUUUGAAUUUUUUUCCCUCCACCUCACAGCUCUGGGCGUUCGACCGCACCGGUACGAUUUCUCCAAAGUAAAUACAUCAAUCCCAAUGUCAGAACUUGGUGAAAAUCACGAAAACGCUCCAUUGUUGACAAUCUGAAUGAAUUCGACUCAAAAUGUACGUACGGUACAGGUACAAGGUUUGGAGUGGAGGGGACACACCUUAUUCAAUGCAACCCAAAUGAAGGUCCACUCUUAAUUAUCCCUGUGAAGUCAAAACCAUUUUAGGUGACUCCCUCUUGAAAUGAUGCAUAUUUUUUAAAGUUAUUUUGUCUUUUUUUUUGCCAAGUGCAUCAUUUCACACGUGUUCAUUCAUAGUUUAAUUACCUUCGGUGAGAAUUUACAAUGUAAAUAGUCAUGAAAUGAAAGAGAAAGGCACAAAUGUCCAAACUUUUGGCCCGUAUCGUACGUGGUGAACGAGGACCCUUGAAUUCUGAGACAUCUGGAGAAAGAGCGGGGUAAAGCAACUCCAGACACUUUGGUUGUGCAACCAAACGAGAGAACAAUAGCAUCCUUUUUUUCCCCACCCCUCCAACCCCAUGCUAAUUUUGUUUUCUGUCGUAGCAGGAAAAAAAGCAAUGCCAUAUUGUCAUACGCUAAUGGAGGUAUUAUUCCCCCAGCAAUGCAAAUAUUGACCAAAUGUAUUGGCAGGAGCUUAUAACCCAAAAAACAAACAAGACACUAAUGUAAUCUAGUCCUAAAGGCAAGAAGGAUUGUUGAAAUUUUGCUGGCUGCCAGCAGGGAGGCCUUUUUUUUUUUUUUUUUUAAAAAGGGCAUAGGGAUUUCGUUACUUCCAGUCACCACUCCUUUCCGUUUUACCCUAUUCAAGAUUAAGAUACAGUGCCCUCCAUAAUUAUUGGCACCCCUGGUUAAGGGGUGCCAAUAAUUAAGCGAAACAGCCCCACAGUAUCACUGACCCACCCCCAUACUUCACAGUGGGUAUGAGGUGCUUUUCAGCAUGCGCAUUUUGUGGCACGCCAGACCCACUUAGAGUGUUUGUUGCCAAAAAGCUCCAUCUUGGUUCCAAAGGGCCUUUGGAAUCUUCGCUUCCGAGGGCCCUGGGAACCUUGUUAGGGUGCACGGCAUCAUGAAUGUGUUGAAAUACCAGGACAUUUGAAAUCAAAAUCUGUUGCCCUCUGCCCAAAAGCUGAAGAUGGGUCGUCACUGGGUCUUUCAGCAAGACAAUGACCCUAAACAUAUGGCCAAAUCUACACAGAAAUGCUUCACCACACCCAAAAUCAAGCUCCUCCCAUGGCCAUCUCAGUCCCCAGACCUUGUUUUGUUGGCAAAAGGGGGUUGUACAAAGGGGUGCUAAUAAUUGUGACACACAUUAUUUGAUGUCAAAUGAUUAUUUCUUUAUUCAGUAGGGGGAAAAAUCCCACAUAAAUGCACUUGUAUUGAAGGUUGGAUUUUUCUUCUUUUUUUCCCCCAUUAAGGUCCCAUAUUAUUUGAAUUAAAAAAAAUAUAUAUAUAUAUAGCAGAAGCUAAAAAACACAACUUAACCAGGGGUGCCAAUAAUUAUGGAGGGCACUGUAUAAGCUUUAAACGUAAUACUUGUGAUUUAGAUCAAAUGUUUAGAUUUAUGCAUUAUAUACAAUAAAUAUUUCUCAUUUUAAACUUUCGAUUUAGCGCAGAGGUUUCAAUAUUUAGAUUUGAAUGAAGUACAUAUUUAUCUCUGGUCGAAAUGUAACACUUAUCAUUUAGAAUGAGAUACUGACGUUGCUAAAUAUUGUUGUGAAUAUUUUCAGCUUCCGAAGUCAGAAAAUGAAGAAGAAUACUGAAAAACGCUUUUGUACACAGUCCGUCUUUCGGCUGGCUCAAAAAAAAGACAUCUGACAGGAUAUUUACAUUUUCAGAAUUACUGCGUUUGCAAGGUCUUAGUACUCUGUCUUAUCAGAAUAUGGCAUUCGUUUUCAACAAUUAACUCCAUUUUGCAGCCAGCCAACUUGGGUUCCUCUAAUUCUUUAGACCAUCUUCAUACCAAGGGCGUAGGUUUGUAUAGGGACGGUAGGGACAUAACACUAGCAACUUUUCAGGAUGCUCAAAUUGUCCCCAUCUUUUAAGCAUCUUUAUUUGCAUUUUAUAAUGAGUUCAGUUAAAUACGGUAGGUAAUUUAGAUUGCCUUCCCAUUUGUUGUAAGGAUACAAUUGACCCGACCAUUAUUAAGUGAAUUACUUUCAUUAUGUUCAGAUUGACAUUUACCCCUUUUCACUUGCUGAAUGUGCCGGGCCAUCCCCCCCCCCCCCAAGCGCACGUUUGAUCGGCUGAUGACUAGAACCCCCACAUUCACACAAUCCCGACAAAUACACGUCAUCGUGCCGCCUCCUUUGAAGAGGAGGGAUAUUAGAAGUUUUUUCCGGCCAGCGGCAGCAGCCACAGUAAGUCAUGUAAAAAGACGUCAAUGUCGGGAACACGCCACUAAUUUUGCUACUGAAUGUCUGACCUGCAUCACAGUUAGCAUCACCACAUUAAACUAUGUGAACUUGUAAACCUGUAAAACUCGAGUACAAAGCUGCUUCGAGAGCAGUCUUCCUGUAUGUUUUCUGUUAAAUGCAAAGUUGAAUUGAAAAUUAAAAUGUGUAUUUUCUGCAUUUUUAAAAAAUAUAUACAUUAUUUGCAGCCCUUGCACAUUUUGACCCCCCCCCCCCCCCAUCCUUUAUAUGAAGUAUUUUGAAAAUGGCUUUCUCCGAUGAAAAUAAUUUGAACUUUUUUUCCAUAGGAACUAGCCAUUUAUGAAGAAUGUAGCCAAUCUUUUUAGUCUCAUUAAUGUCCCGUCCUUCCCAAGCAGCAGGUAGCGCGGCAGCAUAAGCAAAAACUUCCCAGUUACUGCACGAUACCCAAACAUGUGCCUCUGUCCAGGUUAUGCAAAUGAGAGGAUUACUUUGUCAAUUAAAUGCAAACGUGUAACACAUGUUAAUACACGAAAGGGGGAAACUAGGAUAUAAUUACCAAAUUGGGUUCCACCUCACAAAUGUCCAAAAACAACGGUACACACGUCUCCAACUUCACGCGUUGGACGUGUCAAAAUGAAAUUGAAAAGGCAUGCCAAAUCUCUUUCUGUGGUCAAUUGACUUGAAAUAGCCGACAAGUGGAAUCGUGACGAGCAACGUUUUGUUAAACGGAACAAGUUCAAGUCUCAAGUUACCUUGUUCUUUCAAAGUGGCGCGUCUAAGUAGGCUGCUGACGGUUCAAGUGCGGCUCCGGCUGUGAAUGCCGUCUGGUCAGGCAGGCGUGCACCGCAUCUUCAUUUUUUUCCCCUCUUUCAUCGCCCUUACGUAAACGGCAGCGAGUCAUUUCAAAAUAAAAGCAAAAUCGCCCAUCACUUUUCUUUUGGAAAUAUUCCAUGCGGUCACUAUCCCGGAUAUGAGAAAGGGAGUGCUCUCAAAAUUUGUAGUAGUUUUCUUUGAUCUGCCUCUACCCCCUUGUGUCGUCUACUUGCAUUUUACUCACAACCAUUAAAACCGGUACCGUGAAGCAUUCUUUAUUCUAGACGUGACAAAAAAAAAAAAAAAAAACACAUAAAAGACAAAAUAACACGUGUUUUACGCAGAACACCGACAUACAGUCUAAGAAAAGGCAGAUUCCAGAGUUCCAUCCGUAACAGAUUCUUCUGUCCAGUUUGUUUUCCAUCCUUCAACACACCUGAAUCAAAUAAUCAGGAGAUGAUCAUUUGAUUCAAGGAGGGAAAAAAAAGCUCCCCAGCUGCUCUAUCCAAAGGCCACUUUGCCUGGUGAAGUGGCAUCCCAUUUAGAUAUCCAAAAACGGCAGAUUAUCAUUUCCACAAUGAAUUAACCUUUAAUUGUGCUAGAGGGAGUAAAUUUUUUUUUUUUUUUUUUUAAAGUUUCAUCCGGAAGACAAUUUGAAUUGAAUUUCACAAGUAUUUCCAUGAAUGAAGUUACAUGAGACUCAUUUUAUAAAGGUUUGUCCAUUUUCUGGAUGUAUUUCUCGUUUAAAAAGAAAAAGACCAGCUUUUAUUUGGAAAUCAAAUCAGGCAUUUUAUUGACAGAAAACAUCUGAAAUCCGUUGUUCCCGGAAGUCAUGCCAAAAACAAGGAUUUUGUUUCUUCGAGUUGACAUUCACGAACAAAGAAUAACGGAGACGUCGGUCACGUAAAACCCAAAUGGAGUCGGAAGGCUGUUGCGAGCGCACGCCAUACAUAAGAACAAGGAAGGACGGCCCCUUCUCAAAAUAACUGUUGGUCUUCAAAUGAACAUACUGUACUUGCUUUAUAUUUCAGCAAACGCUGCGCCACAGAAUAUCCAUUCCUAAGUGCGCUUAAAGCCAAUUUCAUUCUAAAAUAUGUAUCGUGGUAAAUAAAUAGGGUCGCCGUGUGAAACGGACGGCUGAUGGUUUAACACACAUUGCAAAAAGUUAUGUGUGCGCAUAGAACUCAACAGACUUUAGGAAAUCAUUCAAGCUAAAAAAAAAUAAAGUUGAAUAAAACGUAAUAUAUUGUAGUAUUGCCAUGGUGCAUUAUUUUUUCCCCUUCCCACCAAACCACACUUGACUAUGACGUAUAGAUUGUAGGAUAGCAUGCACGUAAAUUCCAUUGCACGUUGUUACCAAAAGGGCCGGCCGGUCUGCGCUCCCCGCUUUAAUUACAGAGGCUUGUAACAGGCAUCUGGUUGCCACAUGCGCAAAUCCAUUAAAACCUGGUUCAGCUUCUUCAUCCAUACAUUCCUCUCAUCUUUAGUGUCCGUACUCAGCCAGUUUCUGCAUAAGAAAACAAUUAGGAACACGUUGAAAUGUUUUGCACAGUAAUGCGCCGCUCGCACGCUCGCGAUGAUGAAAAAAAAAAGACAUGGCUUUUUUGGAAACAACAAAUGGGCGAAGUCACUUUUUGCAUGUUACAAUUUGACCAGCAAUGUCAAACUUAUUUCAUUUUUGGCCUUUUCGUUUGGACUGGACCCAUUCGCCUCUCCCGGUAAAAAUAGAUUGGAUGGACGAGCAUCCCAAGCCUUCCCAGUUGAAAGUAAAUUGGACCUCUGUGGUUGACCAUUUUGUGUCACUUCACAUUGUUACAGCGAGUCCCUCCUUUUCAAUUUGAAAUCUUUUUUUUGUUUGUUUUCAUUCCCGAGCUGCUUCCCGUCACGAAAGGGACGGAGGUAUCUCAGACACGGGACUUUAUUGAAGUUGACAGGCAAAGGAAACAAUCAGGUCAAGCGGUAAUGGACAGUUGACACGCUAGCGUAUGCCGGAACACUGACGACUUGAAACUCAAUGCGAUUUGUUUGUGCCUUAUAUACUGUUCUCAGUUGUUCUUUGUGAUAUAUUAAAGAGCGCACAGUCCUUUUGAUGGAAACCUUUGUGAUGCAAUAUGGUGGCACAUGACAGAACAGACUUUGUGAUGGAAGCCUGAUGCAACAUGCUAGCACGUGACACUUCCUGUUGAUUUGGAGGUAUUUCUUUUUGGAUUCGGGACAUUUCUCCGUUCACUCGUCGUCUACCGUCGACCGCGCCGUUUUGACCGGGAGGGGGGCAAAUGUGAAAAUUGCGUGCGUACGUACGGGACGAGAGUUACCGAGGUGCACGCCGGACACCGCUGCCAUCGGGGGCUUUCUGCCUAACCUUACGCCUACUAUUCACGGAUGGCACUUACUUGGUAACGCACAUGGUGUUCUUGCAAUGACUAACGAGAGUCUCUUUGUCGUCCUCUCUUUGCGGUCGGAUUGUGAUCAGCUCGAACGUGUUGGGUCGGGCGCAAAACUCUCGGUUGACCGGUUCCACACUCUUAGUGGUACAAUUGGCUAGGUUGAUACGGCCGAUGGGAUUCUGAGGAAAAAACAGGAAAAAAACUGAAAGUGCGUUUCAGAGAUUCCCGUAUGUAGACAUAAAACAUUUUCGACAAGCUCGUCGCUACGUCGAUGGCGGCCGUCGUUCCGUCCUUCGCGUCGCCGACAUUUGCCGAGACGACACUUUAGGCCAGCGUCCAAACGGCACGGCGAUGGUAAAAAGUAAAAGAUCCAUUUUUGAAUAACCCACGCACCUUUGUCUUUUCAUCAUUUGGAUACGUCCAGUAGGAGAUGCAAUUUCCCGAUAAAAUGCACCACCUUCGGUGCCAGGCUCCAAAUCCGCUGACGUCUUCAAACAUGGUCUGGAAGACAAAAAGACCGUCACUGGCAACUUUGCCUUUGUUAUCAUCAAGUGUCCCUGUACUGGAUAGUCACAGGACUGUACUGGAAUGAGUGCGGGCUUUUCCCGUGUUGAAAAGGACUCCCGGCCAAAAAGCUUCCGCCGUGUGGAUUGAUAUUCCUCGGCAGCAGCCAUCUAUUUCAACGGUGGUUGCGGCGUGGCGCUAUUAACAGUGGAAAGACGUCAAGCAACUACUAAAGAAUUAACCAACGGAUGCUACUUAGGGUUUCCAAUAUUGAUGAUACAUAAACACAGUUCAAAUUUUGCGGCCUUCCACUCCUUUCACGCAUUAGUGGCAACAUUUUUUUGAUAAGUGGACUGCGCUCACUCGUGAUCUAAAUAGCAGCGGCUUCCGUUCGCUCUCCGCGUUCAACGGCGAGAGACGUAUAGCGACGCUUGUCGGUCGGUGAGUCGUUAGGGAACCGAGAAGCCCCAUUUUUCACGUGUAUUAUUUUGGAUAUGCAGACAGCCAGCCAUUUUCAGUUGGAGGGCACUCACCAGAAAACCUUUUUCUUCCACUUUCAUGCUGACUUGGCACAGCAUCUGGAGGUAGACGUGGCCCUCCAAAGGACACAAAAAUGGGACCUUUUGGAAAAUGCACAUCAACAAUGAAAAACGGCAUCUGGCGGUGACAAACAGUCUUCAAGAUUUAAGAGCUGACCAUGUUUUUAAAUGCAAAAAAUGAAUGACUAUAUGAAUGACAAUUGGUCUUGUCAUUUAUUACAAGUGUGAAAAGGGAAAAGACUGUGUGUGGGCCUUCUCACACACACACAUGCAAAAAAAAAAAAAAAAAAAAAAGAGACAGUAAUGAAAGAAGUCACUUUGAAUGCCUUCAUGCGUUGCAAGAUGAGUGAUGAAUGAAUGAGCUGUUCUUGAAACAAGGAUAAAACCAUUCAACAGUAAUAUAAAGCAGCUGAUCAAAAUAAAAUCGUUUAGAGAUUUGACUGAGUGUCAUUUACAAUAGAAGAAAUCAAAUUGAGUCUAGAACUAGGAAAACUACAUGUUUUUUAACUGCCUAACAGAUGAAAGAAUCUGAGGCUAAAGUUGCAAAACUGCCUUUGUGUUUGCCGGUAAAAUGGAUCAUUGAAAUUUAAGACAAAAAAAAAAAAAAAAAAAAAAAUACAAUGGCUCAUAGACGGAGGAAGCGCUCUCAUUACAACCGAGGACAGGUUCUCCAAAUUUCAAGUCUUUACCUUUUCCAAAGGAAACCUUUUUGCCCCAAUAGAAGAAAGCGUCAGCUUGUGAGAUCCCACCAGGACAAAGUUGCUGGUGCGAACGGCGCCGGGGCCGCCUGGGCUCGCGACAACUUGAAAGAAAGAAAUUGGGAGUGAUAUUUGUUAAAUACCAUGGGCUUCACACUGGCUAUCCGACCCAACCAAGUUAUGUCACAGCCAGAAUUUUUUUUUUUUUUUUUUUAAAAGAUGGACAUACCUGGUGUUUGGGCGCCUUUCUGAAAAACAAAAGACAUCAGCCAAGUUGAAAAAUGCAUUUUACACAGUCGAAAGAAGACAAGCUACUGUGAAAUUGAAACCGAACAAAACCAGAGCCGUCCGUUUUUCCUCUUUUUAUUAGUGGCGGCGGGCGCGAGUAUAAUGAAUGAAGGCCUUUAUUGCACAAAGGAAUGGAAGUGCUCUUACUGUGCAAACUAUCAAAAGAAAAUAUUCCCAUUUCAAAGGUCCCUUUAUCACUAAUAAUAGGGAAAAUGACAUUUCCUUCCAUAGUUUGUGUGAAUUUCUUUCCUCUACAUUCGGGCCACAAACGUAUCACGGACUAACCGCAAAGAAACACUGCUUAGACCUUGCGUGAGCAGCCUAAACUUCUCUUCAUGUUAAAGCAAAUAUGACUGUAGUAAAUCAAGGGUCCAUAGACUCAGUGUUAUUCUUUUUGAAAAGAAGAAAAAAAACUUACCGUGAUGGCCAGAAAUCGCUUUGGCGUUAUGGCCUGAAAUAUAGGAGAAAUAGGACUUUGUCAUUUGACCUCCUAUUCCCAAACAAUUUACUCUAUGAAGCAAAACCAAGUUGACGGGCUAUUGUUGCUAACGUACCUUUGACUUGCUGGCUUUCUUCUUCUUGUCGCCACCAAUUUCACGCUUUUGAAUCUAUGGAUGUCAAAAGUCCGAGCAGAGUUAGCAUUCUCUUUUUUAUUUAAAGCCUACUUUCCGGCGGUUCCUCUAGUCAUUUAAUGAAUAUCUGGGGUUCAAAUAUUUGUACAAUAAUGUUCAUUUUAGGAAGGAUUGCGAUGUCAAAUCAUACUUUCUGCCAACAAAAGAAUGUUCCGGAUAGCACGCAAAAGUCCUCCUUUUUCGCUUUGCUCAUCGGUUGAGACGCAUUCCGCCACGACAGCUCACAAUCCUGUGGGAUCGGUGCCGAUUGUUCUUCACUUAACCCUAGCCUACAGAAAUAGCCUAACCGCUACUUCUGAGGGGCGCGGGCGGGCGGAGAGAUAAGCUGCCAUUACUCGGCGGAGGCCCCGAGCGUUCGGGUCGGAGAGGUCCGCCGCGAGCCGGAUGUUGCGCGUGACCUCGGGGUCCGACCCGAGCCGGGUGACCUCGGGGUCCGACCCGAGCCGGGUGACCUCGGGGUCCGACCCGAGCCGGGUGACCUCGGGGUCCGACCCUUCGCGUUCCGAUCCCCCGCCUAGUGGCUGUACAGAAGCGGCGCGGUCCACGGGUCGUUUUACUUUGUGGCGUUUUGGUUUACUGCACUUUUAAUGUUGAGGCUUUGAGUCCCCCCCUUUCCGCAUUUGAUACUUCCGAAGCGAAGGGCUCUCUGGCAGGCGGCCCGGCCCGUACUAAGUGACGUCGCGACCGUUCGGGAUGAGAUUUGGUCGCGUUCGUACAAAUUAGAGCUGAAACGAGUACUCGAGCAACUCGAGUAACUCGAGUUUAAAAACUGAUCCGAGUAAUUUUAUUCACCUCGAGUAAUCGUUUAUUUUGACAGCUCUAAGCAUCACGUUUUGCUAGGACUACUUUUAAUGCGGGACAACGCGCUGUCACGUGUGGAGAGGAAGAAGGGGGGGGCUUACCGCAGCCGAAAGCCGCCACAAACGACGCCGACGUUGCUAUAUACUAGCCCGCACAAUGCUACAUUGGUAACAGGUAGCGUCUGGUGCGUCUCAUAGAGAUCACAUGUAUGUUGAACUAGAUGCGAAAUGACAGACUCGGCCGCGUCUGGGCAGCGUUUGUAAACAGCCGCCAUCUUAAAGCAGUACAGCGCUAAGCGCUAAUAAAGAGCGCUAAGCGCUAAUAAAUAAGAUUAACGUUACUGUCGCUACUAGCUCACGUAACGUUAGCCCUGCGGAGGGCUAGGUUUCAAUUAAUUAUGACCACUGUCGAUGCGUGGCUAACAUGUCUUACAUACAGGCUUUAACAUAACAUAGCACUGUGGAGUGAUGAGGGUGUAAAAUAAAAACUUAAUCAUGCUAACUAUCAAUUUUAGCUCAGUAGUCAUUGCUGGAUAAAACACCAAGUAGCACUGGUCCCUAUUACAGCCUGUAUCAUACAUUUAUUUUGAACACUGCAAAAACUCAAAAUCCUAUCAGGACUUACAGUUUAGACUAACUUAAAACUUAACUAGAACUUAAAAAUGGCUUGACACAAAGAGAAAUUCAAUUGAAACACGUGGGGAAAAAAUCCUAACUUUUAAGUGAUGUGUGUUAUCAAGCGUAAUGGCAUUUUUAGGUAAUAUAUAUAUA
Molecule: messenger RNA, 20958 nt
Organism: Corythoichthys intestinalis (scribbled pipefish)
Lineage: Eukaryota; Metazoa; Chordata; Actinopteri; Syngnathiformes; Syngnathidae
Product: zinc fingers and homeoboxes protein 1-like
Exons: 6
Coding region: 1108-3222 (704 amino acids)
Biological process (GO): regulation of transcription by RNA polymerase II
Cellular component (GO): nucleus
Molecular function (GO): DNA-binding transcription factor activity, RNA polymerase II-specific; DNA binding
Source: RefSeq, a predicted model, not a curated record